This is a messenger RNA of Gongylonema pulchrum, 1125 nucleotides long. Lineage: Eukaryota; Metazoa; Nematoda; Chromadorea; Rhabditida; Gongylonematidae. The record is from the annotation of a GenBank genome assembly.
AUGGGUCGAAGAUUGACACUGGAGUACUGCAAUAUGACAAGGUGCAAACUUUUCUUUGAUUUUGCUUUUAUGCUUGCGCCCAGAGCGAUGUUGGAGCGAAUAAUGUCGCGACGCUGGCUGGAGCUUGACUAUAAAGUGCUGGCACACGCAAUCAAUCACACAAUUAUGUUCGAGAAUCUCCUCUGCAAAAGAUUUCCAGCAAAAUCGGAAUUCAACUUCGAAAAGAUUAUUUGGAAAGCAUUCGAUAAGUACAUGGAUGUGUUCGUAGCUGCACAGAAGAAAAAUUUGGACAGCUUCCUGGAGGAAUGCGUGCUGCGAAUUCGAAGUGGUGCUGAACGACCAACACGCGAAACAGCUCCACAAGCGUAUCCGCUUCCUUCUUCAGCCGAUAUGUUUCUGUUGCUGAAGAAAAUUAUUGCUGAAUCGACGAAACUUAGCUCAAAUCCAAAUGCUCUCUUAAGAGAUCUUAUGGAAGUGUUGCGUGGCUGUCUACGUGGAUAUGCGCAUGGUUGUUUGACAGCUUUUUUACCAUCUGUUUCGUCAGCUCAGUUCUCGUCCACAUCCAUUUUGCAAACUUUAAUGAGGGAUGAAACAGCAGUGCGUCUAACAGUUGAUCAGCAGUUCUUCACAUGUUGCAUACUGGCUACAGCUGAUUGGUGUGCUGAAACAACACUACAGUUACAGGACAAACUGAAACAACGGGUUCAGAGCAUUGAUUUGAAUCAGGAAAUGGAGCUGUUUUAUAGCAUAUCGAAUAGUGCACUUUCUGUCCUGGUGCAAGAUGUUGACUUGACACUGUAUCCAUUUAUUUUGCUUCUCUGGAAAUCGGAUAACUGGAUUCUGUCUGUGAAGUUCCUUUCGGUUUUUGAGAUCCCGCAUUGGAAUGGCGUGGAAAAUGUUGGAGAUGAGUCACCGUAUGUUUCAGCAAUAAGAAGCCAUCUCCGAUCCAGUGUACCGUUGAUACGGGAUUUUUUCGCUGAUCGACGAAAAUAUUUUGCACACUUUUGCUUAAAAUUAGCAACUCAGCUGGUCAAUAAAUUCUUGGGAGCAUUAUUCAGGUUCGUAUUCUCACCCAGUUAUAACGUGACCAGUAGAUUUUAUACGUUCACAUCAACCCAUGUUUGA